Miscanthus lutarioriparius is the source of this 1098-nucleotide messenger RNA. NCBI's taxonomy places the organism in Eukaryota, Viridiplantae, Streptophyta, Magnoliopsida, Poales, Poaceae. The record is from the annotation of a GenBank genome assembly.
AUGGCCGACGACCAACCAGCAUGGAAGAUACCGCCGAUCGUUCAGGAGCUGGCCGCCGGCGUGCAGGAGCCACCGAGCCGGUACGUGGUUGGCGGGCAAGAUCGUCCAGCCGUUGCCGUUGCCGCCAUGCCCGAGCCCAUUCCCAUCGUUGACCUCAGCCGGCUGUCCUCUACCGACGACGGCGCCGACGAGGCCGCCAAGCUCCUGUCCGCCCUGCAGAACUGGGGCCUCUUCCUGGCAGUCGGGCAUGGAAUGGAUCCAGGAUUUCUAGCUGAGAUGAUAGGAGUGACGAGGGGAUUCUUCAACCUCCCGCUCGACGAGAAGCAGAAGUACUCCAACCUGGCGAACGGCAAGGAGUUCAGGAACGAAGGGUAUGGCAACGACGUGGUGCUGUCGGAGGACCAGGUCCUAGACUGGUGCGACAGGCUGUACCUCAUCGUGGAGCCGGAGUCCCGGAUCGUCCGGAGCCUCUGGCCGGCGCAGCCCCCUGCCUUCUGCGACGUCCUUCGCGAGUACACCGCCAGGUGCCGGGAGAUCGCCGGCGUCGUGCUAGCCAGCGUCGCCAGGCUGCUGGGCCUGCACGAGGGCCGCUUCGUCAGCAUGAUGAGCGAGGGCGUCGCCAUGACGCACGCCAGGUUCAACUACUACCCGCGAUGCCCCGAGCCAGACCGCGUCUUCGGCCUGAGACCCCACUCCGACGCCUCCGUGAUCACCGUCGUCCUCAUCGACGACGCCGUCAGCGGGCUCCAGGUGCAGAAGCCCACCGACGGCGGCGGCGGAUGGUACGACGUGCCCAUCGUUCCCAACGCGUUGCUCGUCAACGUUGGGGACGUAACAGAGAUCAUGAGCAACGGCUUGUUCAGGAGCCCCGUGCACCGCGCGGUGACAAACGCCGAGAGCGACCGGGUGUCGCUGGCGAUGUUCUACACGUUGGACCCGGAGAAGGAGAUCGAGCCGCUGCCGGAGCUGGUGGACGACAAGAGGCCGAGGCGGUACAGGAAGACGACGACCAAGGAUUAUCUGGCGGUGCUGUUCGAGAGGUUCACCAGAGGGGAACGAGCCUUGGACACGGUGAAGAUCGACCUCAACGACGACUGA